CUCACUCUAACCAUACUCAUCUUUCUCCCCAGCAUUCACGAGGGCAUCCAUGUCUCUCCAGACCUAUAACACCAAAUGGGGCUUCAGCUCUUCCUCGGCCUCUGGCAGCCGCGGUGUGGGUAGCACUCACACUCACACCAGCUUCAGCUCCACGACAGUGUCCAGAGGUGGGAGCAGGCUUGGGGGUGCUGCUUGUGGCAGCCCCAAGACAAGCUUUGGCAGCCAUAGCCUCUACAAUCUGGGUGCUAACAGGAGCAUCUCUGGCAGUAUGGUUCAGAGGGCCUCCCAAGGGGGAUUUGGUGUUGGGGCUGGUAGCUUUUUAGGUCUGGGCACCACCAGGUCAAACUUUGGGCCCUCCUGCCCCCCUGGAGGCAUCCAGGAGGUGACUGUCAACCAAAGCCUGCUAACUCCCCUUAAUGUGGAGAUUGACCCUGAGCUUCAGAGGGUGAGGAUGCAAGAGCGGGAGCAGAUCAAGACCCUCAAUAAUAAGUUUGCCUCCUUCAUUGAUAAGGUACGAUUUCUGGAGCAGCAGAACAAGGUGUUGGAGACCAAGUGGGCCCUGCUUCAGGAGCAGGGCAAGAGCACCAAGUUUCCUGAGGGUCUGGAGUCAUUCCUUGAUUCACAUAUAAACAAGCUUGGGAGGCAUCUGGAUAGCCUCAAGAAUGAGAAGGAAAAGCUGGAAACUGAGCUGGGUAAUGUGCAGCAACAGAUGGACAACUUCAAAGACAAAUAUGAAGAUGAAAUCCACAAGAGAACAGAAGCAGAGAACGAGUACGUUGUCCUCAAGAAGGAUGUUGAUUCCCAGUUCCUAAUCCGUGAGAGUCUUGGGGCCCAGGUCUCAAUACUGAUGGACUAUAUGAAAUUUUUGCAGAUAUUCAAUGAUGCGGAGCGGGAAGGGACCCACACCCAUAGUUCUAAUACCAAUGUUGUCCUGUCCAUGGAUAACAAUCGAAGCUUGGAUCUGGACAGCAUCAUCACUGAACUCAAAAGCCAGUAUGAGGAGAUUGCUAGGGGGAGUCGCGCAGAGGCAGAAUCCUGGUACCAGACCAAGUAUGAAGAGCUCCAGGUGACAGCUGGGAAGCAUGGGGAUUGUCUCCGGGACACCAAGAAUGAGAUCGCUGAGCUCACCCGCGUCGUGCAGAGACUGCAGGGGGAGAUUGACUCAGUAAAGAAGCAGUGCCAGCAGCUGCAGUCCGCUAUUGCUGACUCAGAGGAGCGUGGGGAGAUGGCUAUCAAAGAUGCACAGAAGAAGUUGGGAGACCUGGAAAAGGCCCUCCAUCACAGCAAAGAGGAACUGACCAAGCUGCUGCGGGACUACCAGGAGCUGACGAGCAUCAAACUGGCCUUGGAUAUGGAGAUCGCUACCUACAAGAAGCUGCUGGAGAGCGAGGAGGGCAGAAUGUCUGGAGAGUGUCCCAACGCUAUUAGCGUUUCUAUGACGGGCAGCUCGACCACUAUGUGCGGUGGGGGCAGCCGGGUGGUCGGCGGUGGGUUGUCCUUGGGCAGCAGCGGUGGAGGGGUGAAGGGGAGCCAUGGCUCUUCCUGUGGUUAUGUCAAGGGAGGGCCUAGCUGUGGGGGAACCUCCAUUUUGAAGAAAAGCACAAGUACCACGGUCAAGUCAUCCAGCCGGAGAUAUUAACCAUCCUGUGAUGUGUCAAGUUGGUGUUGGCCAUUCUGGCUCCUUGUAAGCUUUCCUUUCCCAACUUCCGACCCACCCUGAACCCUUCUUCUUUCCCUCAUACUCACCCACUCAGACCUUUACAGAGUUCCCCAUUCCAGAACUCAAAAUAACCAAGAAAUUUACAUUUACAUAGGUUGGCAUGUUGUAUCAUUUGCAUAUUAUAUUGGCUUUCUAGAGUUUAAGCACAACUAAUGGAAGAGGCAUUGAAGCUAUCAGGUAGAAUGAGAGAGUUGAAUUGGGCUGCCUGGUGUAGUGGAAAGACCAUGGAAUUUGGAUUCAGAAGACUUGGGUUUGAAUCUUGGUUUUGCUGUGUGACCUUGGGCAGGAUGCCCAAAUUUCUCUGGGUUUCCUCAGUUUCUUAUUUUGUAAAAUGAAGGGGUUGAAUUGGAUGUUUUCGAAAGUCCCUUCCAGCAUUAGAUUAUAUGAUUAGCUGGGGAUUAACUUUUGCUGAAUUCCCAAGGCAGCCUCAUUUUACCUCAGUCUCUACUGCUUGUGCAUGCUGUUUUUUUGUUACACAUACUGGCGAAGCACAUGGUCUGAUCAUAAAGCAUCAGGUGUAAGGAGAGGGAGAAGUCAUUUUGCCCUGUUUCGCCCCCACCCCAAACUGAACCAAACCCGAAUGUCUCCCUGACCAUUCCUUUAAUCAUUCUUCUCCUCCCUUCUUUGUAUUGCCUAUGAUGUAUCUCAAUAAAUAGCAACCAUAUCUCUCA
This is a messenger RNA of Vombatus ursinus (common wombat), 2391 nucleotides long. It is a transcript of the gene KRT79, whose product is annotated as keratin 79. Lineage: Eukaryota; Metazoa; Chordata; Mammalia; Diprotodontia; Vombatidae. The transcript is spliced from 9 exons. Gene Ontology annotation, cellular component: keratin filament. Gene Ontology annotation, molecular function: structural constituent of skin epidermis. Bases 50 to 1639 code for a protein of 529 amino acids. Gene Ontology annotation, biological process: intermediate filament organization; keratinization. The record is from RefSeq and is a predicted model, not a curated record.